Molecule: messenger RNA, 2190 nt
Organism: Propithecus coquereli (Coquerel's sifaka)
Lineage: Eukaryota; Metazoa; Chordata; Mammalia; Primates; Indriidae
Product: ubiquitin carboxyl-terminal hydrolase 44-like
Biological process (GO): protein deubiquitination
Cellular component (GO): cytoplasm
Molecular function (GO): cysteine-type deubiquitinase activity; zinc ion binding
Source: RefSeq, a predicted model, not a curated record
AUGGUUUUAGAUUAUAACCAUAGAUGGCCGCUCCGGCUCGGGCUGAAAUGGCACUGUGUGGACUGCAAUACGACUGAGUCGAUUUGGGCUUGCCUUAGCUGUUCCCAUGUUGCCUGUGGAAGAUAUACUGAAGAGCAUGCACUCAAGCACUUUCAAGAAAGCAGUCAUCCUAUUGCAUUGGAGGUGAAUGAGAUGUGUGUUUUUUGUUACCUUUGUGAUGAUUAUGUUCUUAACGAUAAUGCAACUGGAGACCUGAAGUUACUACGAAGUACAUUAAGUGCAAUCAAAAGUCAAAAUUAUCACUGCACUGCUCGUAGUGGAAGGGUUUUACGGUCUAUGGGUACAAGUGAUGAUUCUUAUUUCUUACAUGAUGGCGCCCAAUCUCUGCUUCAAAAUGAAGAUCAAAUGUAUACCGCUCUUUGGCACAGGAGAAGGAUGCUCAUGGGUAAAAUCUUUAGAAUGUGGUUUGAACAGUCACCCAUUGGAAGAAAAAGGCAAGAAGAACAAUUUCAGGAAAAGAUAGUAGCAAAAAGAGUAGUGAAGAAAAGACGGCAAGAAUUAGAGGAUCAAGUUAAAGCAGAAUUGGAAAGUAUGCCUGCAAGAAAGAGUUUACGUUUGCAAGGUCUAGCUCAGUCCACCACAAUAGAAAUAGUUCCUGUUCAAGUACCACCACAAACUCCAGCAUCACCAGCAAAAGAUGAAGUAGUACCUACGUCAGAAGAUGUAGGACUUAAAAAAAUCAGUGACUCCUCAGUUAAACGAAGGCCAAUAGUAACUCCUGGUGUAACAGGAUUGAGAAAUUUGGGAAAUACUUGCUAUAUGAAUUCUGUUCUUCAGGUAUUGAGUCAUUUACUUAUUUUUCGACAAUGUUUUUUAAAGCUUGAUCUGAACCAAUGGCUGGCAGUGACUGCAAGUGAUAAGACAAGAUCUGCUUAUAAGCAUCUAGCAGUUACAGAUACAGUAGUAUAUCAAAUGAAUGAAUGCCAAGAAAAAGAUACAGGUUUUGUUCGGUCUGAACAUUCAAGUUUGUCAUCAGGACUAAGUGGUGGGGCAUCAAAAAGUAGAAAGAUGGAGCUUAUUCAGCCACGAGAGCCAAGUUCACAAUACAUUUCUCUUUGUCAUGAAUUGCAUACUUUAUUCCAAGUCAUGUGGUCUGGAAAGUGGGCCUUGGUCUCACCAUUUGCUAUGCUACACUCAGUGUGGAGACUAAUUCCUGCUUUUCGUGGUUAUGCCCAACAAGUCGCUCAGGAAUUUCUUUGUGAACUUUUGGAUAAAAUACAAUAUGAACUAGAGACAACUGGUACCAGUUUACCAGCUCUUAUCCCCACUUCUCAAAGGAAACUUAUCAAACAAGUUCUGAAUGUUGUAAAUAACAUUUUUCAUGGACAACUUCUUAGUCAGGUUACAUGUCUUGCAUGUGACAACAAAUCAAAUACCAUAGAACCUUUCUGGGACUUGUCACUGGAAUUUCCAGAAAGAUACCAAUGCAGUGGGAAAGAUAUUGCUUCCCAGCCAUGUCUGGUUACUGAAAUGUUGGCCAAAUUUACAGAAACUGAAGCUUUAGAAGGAAAAAUCUAUGUAUGUGACCAGUGUAACUCAAAGUGUAGAAGGUUUUCCUCAAAACCAGUUGUACUCACAGAAGCCCAGAAACAGCUUAUGAUAUGCCACCUACCUCAGGUUCUCAGACUACACCUCAAAUGAUUCAGGUGGUCAGGACGUAAUAACCGAGAGAAGAUUGGUGUUCAUCUUGGCUUUGAAGAAAUCUUAAACAUGGAGCCCUAUUGCUGCAGGGAGACCCUGAAAUCCCUCAGACCCGAAUGCUUUAUCUAUGACUUACCUGCUGUAGUAAUGCACCACGGGAAAGGAUUUGGCUCAGGACACUAUACUGCCUACUGCUAUAAUUCUGAAGGAGGGUUCUGGGUACACUGCAAUGAUUCCAAGCUAAGCAUGUGCACUAUGGAUGAAGUAUGCAAGGCCCAAGCUUAUAUCUUGUUUUAUACUCAACGAGUUCCUGAGAAUGGACAUUCUAAACUCUUGCCUCCGGAGGUCCUGCUGGGUAGCCAGCAUCCCAGUGAAGAAGCUGAUACCUCUUCUAAUGAAACCCUUAGCUGAUCCAAAGACAGUGGGGCUUUCUUCUUGCGAUUUGUAUAUAUACUUUUUAAAAGGGCUGACUUACAAUUUUCAGCUUCA